Molecule: messenger RNA, 1974 nt
Organism: Suillus plorans
Lineage: Eukaryota; Fungi; Basidiomycota; Agaricomycetes; Boletales; Suillaceae
Product: DUF974-domain-containing protein
Exons: 4
Coding region: 1-1974 (657 amino acids)
Cellular component (GO): TRAPPIII protein complex
Source: RefSeq, a predicted model, not a curated record
AUGGAUGCGCAAGGACAUCUUUUAUCACUGAAAGUGAUGCGGGUAUCUAGACCAUCACUAGCUAGCGCAUGGCAGCCCUUUUAUUCCAGCUCUCCUUCAUUCUCUGCCCACUCUACUGCGUCCAUUCUCUCUCUGCAAGGAAAGACACCUCUCCAAGGCCACCCAAAGACCCUACGGGAUCUUACUCAAGCAUCUGAGUUCCUUACGCUUCCCGCCUCGUUCGGAGCCAUUCAGCUAGGCGAAACAUUCUCCAGUUGCAUAUGCAUUAACAAUGAGACCAAUAUCGACGUCGAGGGUGUCAGUGUCCGCGUUGAGAUCCAGACAGCAAACUCCAAGAUACUGUUGGCUGAACUUGGUGGCCCAGGUUUCAAGCUCGCAAUAGGAGAUUCACUGGAAUAUGUGGCCCACCACGAGGUGAAGGAGUUGGGCCACCAUGUUCUGGCUUGUAUCGUCUCAUACCACCUGCCUCCGUCAUACCGCCAGUCCCCUGGUGCUAAUGAUCCCUCAAAUGAAGCAACCUUCCGCAAGUUUUACAAGUUUGCUGUUACCAACCCUCUUUCUGUAAAGACAAAGGUACAUACACCUCGGUCUCCGUCGGCGUUGAUGAUUUCGUCAGAGCGCGAGAAAGUAUUUCUCGAGGUCCACAUUCAAAACUUAACACAGGAUACGAUGUGGUUCGAGCGCAUGGAGUUUGAAUGCGCGGAGGGAUGGAGUGUUGUCGAUGCCAACACGACAGAUGAUGAUAAGGAUCGGAGAUUAUUCUCUGGUUCGAUGGCUCUCAUGCAACCACAAGCCAUACGACAGUAUAUCUAUAUCCUGACCCCAACAUCGUCUUCCUCGUUUCCUGUCGUUCAUGCAGCAGGCAGUGUCAUCCCUCUCGGUAGACUUGACAUCUCAUGGCGUUCUCAGUUCGGCGAGCCUGGGCGUUUAUUAACUUCGAUGUUGUCCCGUCGAUUUCCUGGCCCCACUCCAGUUCCGAACCCAACUUCAACUCCAGCUCCCCCACUCCAGCACCCUGUUUCAGCGCUUCCGCCUUAUCUUCAGCGCACCGUGCCAAGUGCACCAUCAUCGCCCGCCCGACCACGAUCUCCACAACUUCCUCCUUCUCGACCUAGUUCCCCAACCCCGGCUCCAUACAGACCAGGCUCACCCUUCCGCACGCGCCCGCAAUCAUCAGCAGCUGGAUCUAUGUCCAACAUGCCUAUCGCACCAAAUCAACAACAACCAGCACCACCGGCGCCUGCUUCCGUGUUGGACGUCGAGGUCGACGUUAUCGUAAACCAUAUUGCCAGGCAAUCUAUCGCUGUUGAACGGCCCUUCAAGAUUGCUUUCACUGCCACUGUUUCUGCUGCUCUACCAAAGGCCAAAGGGAAACAAAGGGUUAUAACUCUUGCUGUACAACAUCUUCAAUAUCCGCGUGCUACAGCGAUUGCAUACCCUGAACCAUUCCAGGCCACCGAGACAAUUAGCUCACGGUUCUCGUCUCUGGGCCUCACUUCUGCGACGUCAACGCUUGUUACCCCUGUACAAAAUUCCCCCAACAUGGCAAGCGAGAAUCUCUUGGUUAUCUCGCCAGAGAAGAUUCUCACACGCGGGGGACCCACAUUGCCACCCCCUUACUUUGAGUUCGCUGAUGAGGAGAAACGCGCAAAGUUGAAAGGCUGUGUAUUUGUUGGGUCAUCCACACAGUUCCUGAACCCCAUUACGCUCGCUGAUCCCAGUCACGCCAGUCAUCAUGAGGACUCAUCAGAUGAUGACGUGAGGAAGGCAGAGGGUAGUCAAGAGUUUGAACUUACCUUCCUGCCUAUGCAGACAGGAUUUGUGCGAGCGGGUGGCUUGCGCAUCCUACUGGUCAGGGAUGAGCUCGUGGAUGUUGGUACAGAUCAGGCUACUCAUCACUUAGGGUCCGGCGCGAGGGAAGCAAGGACAAUGAAAGAGUUAGACGUAGUCGCCGAACUUUGGGUCCAUUCAUGA